UUGCCAGGAACGCGGUACAGCUGCAAAAUUGUCCAGUUAUUUUUUGCAGACGCAAAAAAGAAAAUUAUACCUUUUGCAGCAAUAUUAUUAUUUUAUUUGAUCAACAAUCAACAUUUAAGGUAGCAGAAAUAAUCAUUACAGGAAACCAAACAAAUAGUCUGCGUAUGUAUCGAAAUAAUAGUUAAUAACAUUUACUCUUUUAAUUCUGGCUCACAUAGCGAGCAAAACAACUCUCGUCUUGGCAACCCAAUAGAAGUUCAGCAGAAGCAUCGGCCGAGCUUGACUGACGAGUUGCGGAAAGAUAGUCUAAGUUUCCCUUUGUGAUUUCUCAGUGAAAUAAAUUUAUUCCAACAUCAUGGGCAGAAAAGACAUGAUUGCUGUGGAUGGCAGUGACCAGGCCCAAUAUGCGUUUGACUGGUAUUUGGAAAAUAUGUACCGUGAGGGAGACACUGUAGUCCUCAUUCACUGUGCUGAAUACAAUAUUGAUAUUGGGCUGCCUGGUGCUGCUGCGGACGUUAAUGCCAUCUGCGCUCAAGUCAAGAAGAGGCACGAUGAGAUUGGCAAUCUGACAGACGGUUUCAUGAACGUUCUCAGAUCUAAGCAUGUGAAUUCCAAACUGGUGACUGUUCAAGGCGAGAAGCCAGGUGAGCUCAUUUGCAAAACGGCCAAAGAUGAAGGUGUGCAGUCCAUCAUCAUGGGAACCCGGGGUCUGGGAAAACUUCGCCGCACACUGCUAGGAAGUGUCAGCGAGUACGUCGUUCACCACGCGGCCUGCCCCGUCACCAUUGUGCGUCAGUGUCAAGACAGCUAGGCCUCGGUCUACUCAUGUGACAGAAAGCACUUACAACAACAAGAAUCUUCUCAGUACAAACGCAAUUGAUCUGGUAGCAGCCAAAUUAGGAGACGGAGAUGACUGGCAAUUGUUAUUUUUGAAUAUAUUUGGGUUGGUUUUGUUUUUUUUGUUGGUUUUUUCCCCCAACACUUUUAUCUCGUGGUGAUCGAAAUUUCAGCAAAAAUCACAUACAUUGAAGGCUUUCAUUGAUAUUUUAAAUUUGGGAUAUUGAAUUCACAGUAAACUGAAUAAUUUCUCAAACAUUAUUUUGUAACUGGUUAUAUAUCGUUAUUGAUUUUGCUCAACAAAUUUUGAUGAUUUAUUAGACUUAUGUUGAAAACUGAAUUCUUUUGCAUUUACUCCACAUCUUUUUUAAACUUAUUGAAUAGGUCAUUUUUCAACAUCUUUUACAAUUGUCCUCUGUGUAAAAGAAUAAAUUAUGCUAAAAGUUUAAGUCACGUAUUUAAAAUAUGUAUGUUGAAGUUGAAAAUGUAUUUUGUCUUUCCCUAGUUUCAUUUUUAAGAAAAAGAAUGUAUACGUACCUAUAUAUGUGGAUGGAUUUUUUUAUAAAUGCUAUUGACAUACAUACCAAGGCACAACACUUUUUGGCUGCAUGCCAGUAUCAGUCAGCCCAACCUUUUUUUAAGGGCCUCUCAUUUUUUGGGGGGGUUAUUUUUCAUCUCAUUUCAGUUGUAAUCAUCCUAUUAAUCAAGACAUAGUUGAUUUUUUUCUUCAUGGAUUUUGUUGUAUGUCAUAUACUCGUGUACUGUCGAAUGGGCAGUAUUAUAACAUAAGUGUCCCAAAAGCUUGUGUUGCUUUGUUUCCUAGUUGACCGGAUGCAAUUGUUUGAAAGUUUAAAGAUGUUGAUACUCAUACAAGUUCAGUCCUGGUGAUGAUUUUGUCUUUUGAUUCAUUUCACAUAAUGAAUCAGCAAUUGUGGCUCUAGUAUUAGGUUCACUCUCUCCAGCGUAAUGACUGGUUACCGCCAAGGUAGGAUUUUUUUUCAUUUUUAUACUCAAUUUGUGAAUGGAGAUAAUUAGAUUGCAUUAUGUCGCAUAAUGUAAAAGGUGGGUUUUUUGUGGGUUUUUUGGCUGCUUAGAAGUAUAGAAGUACUUUUAUUUCUGUCAUUUUUUGUGUUGUUUUUUUUAAAUAAUAUAUUUCUUUUUUUACUGCUUAGAAAUAUAAAAGUAAUUUUAUUUCUGUCAUAUCUUGUUACUAUUUACACUGCUGUUCCAACAUCUGACUCAGGUCUGCCUCUAUGUACUUUGUUUCAGAUCUAUCUGCCUUUUUUAUGUGUAUCUAUUUCAGACCACAGACUGUGUUCUCUCAGCUAAAGCCUUUUCUCUUCUUUUUUUUAUAUUUUAAGUUUCUUAGCUUACUGCAUACCUUUUCCUGUGUAGUUUGGUUUUUUUGUUACCUCUGAGAUCAUCUCGCUUCUAGCUCUAGCUUAGCACUUUUAUUGAGUUCUGCUCCUGACGAAUUUGUGUAGGACCACCCUCAAUUCUUUGCACAUUUCGUCGUCAGCUGUUGGUUGGCCCAUUUUUCAAAACUUGAUGAAGACAACAUUCCAGAUGAAAUCCUGACAAAAUAAUUUAUGUGCACAGUUUAUGCACGCCACGCACCAGUUGAAUCCCAAUAGGGGCCUUGUGAUCGUAUAGGAUUUCUACUUACUUAUCCACCUGUGAGUUGCUUUUAGAUCAGAUGUUCCCUCAGCUUCAGUGCUGCACUGGCUCACGAAAAUAAAGUUUGCCUGUGACUGCCUAGAUUAAAGACAAGUAGAGAUAAAGCCACUGAAUAGUCAGUGGUUUUUGUAUUGGGUUUUUUUCCUCUGUGAUAUUGUGAUAAAACCAAGUUGCUUUAUCAUCAGUUAAAUUUGAAUUGUCGUUCAUCAAAAUCAAAAGGUUGUGAUGUUUUCCCUUGUGAUUACUCAUUCUAGAAGCAGAUACAUGAAUGGGGGGCCUUAUACAGCUUCUGUUAGUGUCUUCAAGUAAACAUUUGUUCAUCGUAGCUUAAUCUGUAGUUGUCUGUGCAGAACCUCGCUAAUAUACUUAGCAUGAACCUAGGCUUGGUUGUCUCACUGCUCGCAUGCAUGCAUUUUACCCACAGGAACGUUUUUGUCCAUAACUUUUAUGUUCCACGCAUAAUCACGUAGUUAAUAAAGAAGAUGUACCUCUAUUCUUGACA
This is a messenger RNA of Aplysia californica (California sea hare), 3016 nucleotides long. Its product is annotated as universal stress protein PHOS34. Bases 356 to 811 code for a protein of 151 amino acids. The record is from RefSeq and is a predicted model, not a curated record. NCBI's taxonomy places the organism in Eukaryota, Metazoa, Mollusca, Gastropoda, Aplysiida, Aplysiidae. The transcript has 4 exons.